AUGGUUACAGGCGAAGGGAGCAGUGCGACGAUCAGCUGUACACAUAUCCCAGAACCCAAGAGAAGUUAUAGCGACCGAAAUCGUGAACUUGACGACGCGUACUACGACCACAUCUCUCAAGAAAACCAACUUCUCUCGCCUCUUCUAAGUCUACCCGCGGAGAUGCGCGAAAUUAUCUACGACUAUUCUAUCGACAACGAAGUUAUGAUCUAUCCCACAGGAAUUAUUGGGCAAAAAGGCAAGAUAUCUGCCCUCUUAUGGGUCUGUCGACAAACCCGAGCGGAGACAGCGAAACAGUUCUUCAGCAAAACCAAAUUCGAGACGGAGACCCUAGACAAGCUUGCCGCGUUUGCACAGUGUCUAGAGAAGAAUCAUCGCAAGGAAUUACGCACAAUAUCGCUAUUGCCGAGGGCUGGGUGGGACUUGGUCGAUUUUAUCGACAAUACAACUCUGCGCAUUACCAGCGCCAUGACCAACAACGAUACCAUCACCACGCUCAACCAGGCGAACUCGCCUUUCCUCCGACUGCCACCCGAGAUCCGCAACCGCGUUUAUCGAUUCGCACUCAAGGAAGACGAGAUCUCGAUAUAUCGGCAAAUCCACCAGGAGACCUCGAUGCUCUACUUCUCGCUCAACGAAUUCAGUCUGUAUAGCGGUUGGUCUGUGGACUACCGCAGGUUUGCACCGCAGCUCGGAGCCAUCAAGACACUAUGCAUGAAGGUUCCAGCAGACAACUUAUGUCGCUACCGGAAUGUCGCAUUUCACUACCAGAAUGACACAGUUCACUAUCAGAAUGCCUUUAGGGUUAUUGUGUCUUUGUUCACGGCACUCGAGACCAUUCAUGUCGUCGGACUACCGGUUAUAGACGUGAAGGUGGAUGCGAUCUCUACCGCUUUCUCCUCGAUCUUGGAAACCAACCAACUCGCCUCUCCUCUCCUGCGCCUUCCCUCAGAACUCCGAGACCGCAUCUACGAGCUCGUCCUUGCACCCACCCACCCACAAAACACCGCUCUCGAAGUCUACACCAGGAACCCCAUCGGCUCGCGUCUCGCCCGAGCAUACCUAGCCCCGCUUUCAACAUGCUGUCAAAUGCGUGCUGAAGGUUUCGUCACGUUCUACAGCCUAAAUACUUUUGAGUUCUACUCCACAACGCGUGUCAUAUCGUUUGCGGCUACUAUAGGCGAAGCGGCUUGUAACGUCGUCAAGUCUGUGCGACUGUUUGUCAUGGUGAUUCGGAGGGAGAAGGCGAUACAGGAAGCUUUGGAUAAGUGUCUGUCUCUGUUUCCAGGGUUGGAGAAUGUGUCGAUGCGGCUUGUGAACUAUAUGGGGAUGCACCGGCGGACGAGGUUUAAGGUUGAGCAUGCUGCGAAGCCAGGGCUUAAUGUGGUUUUUGAGUAG
This is a messenger RNA of Pyrenophora tritici-repentis Pt-1C-BFP, 1398 nucleotides long. Its product is annotated as Tymo-45kd-70kd domain containing protein. Lineage: Eukaryota; Fungi; Ascomycota; Dothideomycetes; Pleosporales; Pleosporaceae. The record is from RefSeq and is a predicted model, not a curated record.